AUGUCAACUGGCGCAAUUCCCAAGCGCCCCAGGAGAAGGAAGAUCAAGGCGAAGUUGUCCUUCGGAUCGUCGAGCGGCGGUACCAGUGGCUUGCCCUGCCACCUAAAGGCAAACCUCACAGAGCUCAUCGCUCUUCUCGAGACACCGCAGAAGGGGCAAGGAGACGAACUUCGGCCCGGCCUGAUGCGCGACGCGAUAGAAGAGGCUGGGACAUCUCCCGCCGCAACUAUCAGUGACAGCUACGAAACUCAGCGUAGCAGCAAGCCUGCGGACGGCCACAGCAAAGCGAGCUCGUCCGCAGUUGUCGACCAUCAACGCAGCUAUGCAGGAGAUGAUGAAGCCGUCCGAAUGGCGAAACCAGAACCCAGGGCUCUCACCGAAUUGGAUGAGUCGGACAUCGUGCGGCAGCUGCGAGAAGUGCUACAGAAGAAAGGCCCGUCCCAGGAGGACGACCUGCUAGGAGCGGUGAGCCCUUCACAGGCUGAGCUAGUGCUUGAAGUGUAUGGAACCAUGACGGCCUUCCUGGACAAGCGUCCGGGAUUUAACGUAGUCCACGAAGACUUGUACUCAUUUGUGUAUUACGAAGACCCGGACGGCGAACUUCAAAGUGGAUCCUCCUCCCAUACCAAAAAGGAAAAUACAAGCGGAUCGAGUGGUUCCAACAGCGGCGGCCGCCAGAACGCGGUAGAUUGGGAGGGUGUACCUGAUCGUGCGUGUUCCACCUCGUCGAGCAAGCCUGCUCAUGAUUCCGCCUUCCUGGGAGAACGCCACGAAGUACAAGGCGAAGAAGAAAAGCAGGUACUGAAAAACGCCGGGAACCAGGUACUCUCGUCGUCUCAGUCGGGAGCUGUACAGACGGUGCGAAAAGCAUCCGACGCCGAGUCCCAGACACAGAGGUGUGACGUUUCCCGGAUCGUCGAGUCGAUGCCAACUCCGAAAAACCAGGGCGCGGACGUCGCUCCGCCAAAAGGGAAGAUGAAAACACUUGGGCAGAGCCCCGAGAAACCGCAGCCGCCGCGUGCGAAUAGCGCCAUGCUGCAUCAUGCGUCCCCACCAGAAUUGCCGAGGCGAUCAGCCGAACUAAAGAACAGCACUAUCGUGAAGGAAAUGAAGCACAACUACACAAACGGCGCGAUUACCAAGGUGAAGCUACAGCCGCCGCCAACACGACCGCGGCCACCGCCACGCCAGAGAAAUCUACCACCUCGUCUUAGACCGGAGAACAAGCUCCGACCAAUUCCAGCAGACAGACUCCCCCGGCCACCCGCGCAAGUCGACAAACAGAUCUCGAUCUCGGCGAAACCAUCACCCGUGGCGAAGAUCAAUGAACUCUGCGGAAGUAAGAAGCAAACUGUUACGCCAUUCUCGAACAGCGAGUCCGUGCUGCCUGCCAAGAAAGAAACGCCGAAGGCAAAAUCAUCACCCGUGACGAAGCUCGAUGGACUGUCCGGAAGUAAGAAGCAAACUGUUACGCCAUUCUCGAACAGCGAGUCCGUGCUGCCCGCCAAGAAAAAAACGCCGAAGGCAAAAUCAUCACCCGUGACGAAGCUCGAUGAACUGUCCGGAAGUAAGAAGCAAACUGUUGCGCCAUUCUCGAACAGCGAGUCCGUGCUGCCCGCCAAGAAAGAAACGCCGAAGGCAAAAUCAUCACCCGUGACGAAGCUCGAUGAACUGUCCGGAAGUAAGAAGCAAACUGUUGCGCCAUUCUCGAACAGCGAGUCCGUGCUGCCCGCCAAGAAAAAAACGCCGAAGGCAAAAUCAUCACCCAUGACGAAGCUCGAUGAACUGUCCGGAAGUAAGAAGCAAACUGUUGCGCCAUUCUCGAACAGCGAGUCCGUGCUGCCCGCCAAGAAAGAAACGCCGAAGGCAAAAUCAUCACCCGUGACGAAGCUCGAUGAACUGUCUGGAAGUAAGAAGCAAACUGUUACGCCAUUCUCGAACAGCGAGUCCGUGCUGCCCGCCAAGAAAGAAACGCCGAAGGCAAAAUCAUCACCCGUGACGAAGCUCGAUGAACUGUCCGGAAGUAAGAAGCAAACUGUUGCGCCAUUCUCGAACAGCGAGUCCGUGCUGCCCGCCAAGAAAGAAACGCCGAAGGCAAAAUCAUCACCCGUGACGAAGCUCGAUGAACUGUCCGGAAGUAAGAAGCAAACUGUUACGCCAUUGUCGGACAUCGAGUCCGUGCUGCCCGGCAAGAAAGAAACUCCGAAGAAGACCAAAAUAGAAGAGAAGCUGUCUAGAAUAGUGCGCAUGGUGAAGAAAAGACAGCCGGACAUCGCUGAGCAAGACAUCCGAAAGCAGAUUGACGACUCGCGCAAGUCACUAGGUGGAUUGUCUGGCAUGACAUUUAACGACAUUGUGGCGUUGGUGCUUGGACGUCUCGGCGCUGUUCCCGAAAACAUGGAAGACCGUGUGGACUCUGCGUCCAAGAAAAAAACACUUUCCUAG
Messenger RNA from Rhipicephalus sanguineus (brown dog tick), 2445 nucleotides. RefSeq names its product titin. The record is from RefSeq and is a predicted model, not a curated record. Lineage: Eukaryota; Metazoa; Arthropoda; Arachnida; Ixodida; Ixodidae. Bases 1 to 2445 code for a protein of 814 amino acids. The transcript has a single exon.